AUUUGUUCCACCCAUGCCCGUUUUUACCACACUAUCUUCACACCAAUGGGCCAAGACAUAGACACCUACAUCAAGGUGGUAUGGAUGAUAAUAUCUGCCACCAGCCCCUCCUCCCCCCAAAAGAGAAAGCAUGCCCUCAAGAAGUUCCACGACUUCAGCAACAAGUACUCCUCGUUCAUCGACCACUUGAUCUACAACUCCCAGUUGACCCCCACCAACCUCAUCAUCAGCUUGUACUUCUUGUACAAGUACCACCACCACAACCACGUCCUCCAGUUUGCCUACAACGAGCACGUCAUUCCCGACGAGCACGAGUCCAUCAACAUCUACCUUGUGGUGAUGUCGCUCAUCUUGUCCAACAAGUCGUUUGACGACCAGAGCUACACACUCAAGACCUGGCUCAACAUCAUCAACAACACCCUCUGCGACGAGAACCCCGACCUCGUCAAGGUCGACCUCAAGCUGUUGAACUCGUUGGAGGGCCACUUCUUGUCAUGCUUGGACUACAAGUUGUCGUUCAACGGCGCGUAUGGCGACAAGCAGUUUUGGAGCCUUUUGGCCACCUCGACCGUCUUCAGAUUGCCCACGUCCUCCGUCAACAAGUACAAGAAGUUGUUGCACAACGACACUCCUGUGGAGCCAGCGCAAGCUGUCUCCAGCUACGUGGCCAGUCCUGGCUACUCCUGUGCCUACACCACCUCCUCCGUCUCCCCCAAGCAUGGGUACCGCACCCCUCCUAGCAUUUCGCGUGCCAGCUCGCCGUUGGACGCCUCGUUCUCUUCUUGCACCCUGAGCAAAAUGGGUGCCGUGGGGUACUCACCAUUGACACCAUUGACUCCGUGCUACUCGGACUACAACUACAAAAGAAGACAACUCCACUCAUUACAGCAACAGGCCAUGGUCAACGCUGCCUAUCCAGCUGCUCACGCAGGCUACAUGGCGCACAAGUACCAGCCCAAGCCCGUGUACUACAUGGUGCCCCAGCAGGCGCAGUUUGCGUUUGCUCACCAGAUGGCGGCGCCUGUUGCAUAUCCUCUGCAUGAAACAUUCAACCCUUACUACGCCCCUUCUACCAUUGCAACCCAGUGGUACUAGGCGGCCUGCAUUCUGUCUAUAACGAAGCUUAUGAACUUGUAUACUACGUGUGUCGCCAAGCACCUACAUAUUGGCUGGUCAGGAAAUAUAACA
This is a messenger RNA of Suhomyces tanzawaensis NRRL Y-17324, 1188 nucleotides long. RefSeq lists its product as uncharacterized. Gene Ontology annotation, cellular component: nucleus; cyclin-dependent protein kinase holoenzyme complex. Gene Ontology annotation, molecular function: protein kinase binding; cyclin-dependent protein serine/threonine kinase regulator activity. The coding region runs from base 46 to 1095 and encodes 349 amino acids. Gene Ontology annotation, biological process: regulation of cyclin-dependent protein serine/threonine kinase activity. The transcript has a single exon. The record is from RefSeq and is a predicted model, not a curated record. NCBI's taxonomy places the organism in Eukaryota, Fungi, Ascomycota, Pichiomycetes, Serinales, Debaryomycetaceae.